Physella acuta is the source of this 5591-nucleotide messenger RNA. Its product is annotated as E3 ubiquitin-protein ligase MARCHF6. Gene Ontology annotation, cellular component: endoplasmic reticulum membrane. Gene Ontology annotation, molecular function: zinc ion binding. The record is from RefSeq and is a predicted model, not a curated record. Gene Ontology annotation, biological process: ERAD pathway. Lineage: Eukaryota; Metazoa; Mollusca; Gastropoda; Physidae.
CUUGUUGCUAUUUUUAAAACCAAAAUGGACGAUUCGGAAGAAGAUGGGCAACUUGACAUCUGUCGAGUAUGCCGCUGUGAAGGAACAUCAGAUAAACCACUUUACUACCCUUGUGUUUGUACAGGAAGCAUAAAAUAUGUGCAUCAGGAUUGUUUGGUGCAGUGGCUUAAGUACAGCCGUAAAGAAUAUUGUGAGCUCUGCAAACACAGGUUUUCAUUUACUCCCAUUUACUCACCUGAUAUGCCGAACCGCCUGCCUAUCAAGGAUAUUGUCAGUGGGCUAGUAACAAGCAUGGCCCGAGCUGUGCGCUACUGGUUUCACUACACACUGGUAGCUUUUGCUUGGCUGGGUGUUGUACCAUUGACAGCUUGCCGUAUUUAUCGUUGUCUUUUUACUGGCUCUGUGAGUUCUCUCCUGACCCUACCUUUGGAUAUGUUAUCAACAGAGAAUCUGGCAAGUGACUGCUUCCAGGGAUGUCUGGUUGUCACCUGCACCUUGUGUGCUUUCAUCAGCUUGGUCUGGCUAAGAGAACAAAUUCUACAUGGUGGUGGGCCUGAGUGGUUUGAGCAGCUUGGUCAUGUCAAUAAUGGACAAAGAAACGUUGGCUUAGGUGGAGCUGGAGUGAACAAUUUAAACAGAAUUGGAGGGUUAGUUGGGGGACUGGAUGGGAAUGUUGCGGCCAAUCAAAAUGCACCCCAGGAAGUUGUUGAACAUGCAGUGGCAGAGAAUGAAGGUGCUAGAGAAGCCAUAGAGGAAGUGAUAGAUGAUGGAAACAAUGCCAACAAUGUUGCUGCACAAGAUGACAACAAUUGGAACCCUAUAGAGUGGGACAGGGCAGCAGAGGAAUUAACUUGGGAGAGAUUACUUGGACUUGAUGGAUCACUUGUAUUCCUGGAACAUGUUUUCUGGGUGGUUUCAUUGAAUACUCUGUUCAUUUUGGUUUUUGCAUUCUGUCCAUUUCAUAUUGGUCACUUUGUGUUAGUUGGAGCUAAACUGGACGAAAUGGUGGUUGCAUCUCACUUUGAAGGCCUGGUGACAACAUUAACUGGCUACCUUAUCAUUGCAGUUUCCCUGCUUGUAAUUUAUACCUUGUGCUCCCUGACAAGAGCUAGAAGAGCUCAGAAAAUCUUUGGCCUCUGCUAUGUUGUUGUCAAAGUGAAGCUGUUGGUUGUCAUGGAGAUUGGCGUGUUCCCUCUUGUUUGUGGAUGGUGGCUGGAUAUUUGCUCACUGUCAAUGUUUGAUGCCACACUCAAAGACAGGGAGUCCAGCUUUCUCUCCUCCCCUGGGACCUCAAUGUUCAUCCAUUGGCUGGUGGGGAUGGUCUAUGUCUUCUACUUUGCUUCCUUCAUUUUGUUGACACGAGAAGUCUUGCGCCCUGGAGUCUUAUGGUUUCUUCGCAAUCUGAAUGACCCAGAAUUUAAUCCAAUCCAGGAGAUGAUACACUUAUGUGUUUUUAGACACUUCAGGCGUUUCAUUGCCUCUGUGGUAAUUUUUGGAAGUGCUGUACUUUUAAUGUUGUGGCUGCCCAUCAAAGUGAUACGACUGAUUUUCCCAGGCUUUUUACCAUACAGAGUUGUUGUUUCCAGCGAGGCACCGGUCAGUGAACUCUCAUUGGAACUGCUGUUGUUGCAAGUUGUUUUACCAUCACUACUAGAAGCUGGCCACACAAGGGCCAUGUUGAAAAAGUUGGUGGAGGGCUGGUCUAAGGCCAUGGCAUGGUUGCUGGAUCUGAGAUCUUAUCUCAUUGGGGAUGUGUCAUUGGAUGGGGUGGAUUCUGCCAGUAUUGUAGACAGUAAUGAGCCACAUAAUGAAGCUGAUCCAAGACUAAAUAACCCUCCGCCUGCAGCUCAAGAUAUAGGAGAUGGACUCGGGGCCGCUCACCAGGCCAUGUUACAAGGUGGUGGCCCCACUGGUUUUCAACCUUACAAAAGGCCAUCAUUUUUCCCAGCAAGGAUAAUAGCUCUUGUGUUUUUAAUGUGUCUGACCUUCUUCUUUGCCAGCACCAUUUCUUUAGUGUUACCAGUGUUUCUAGGCAGACAGCUGAUGUGGCUGUGGGUGGGAGACACAAAGAUCCAUGAGCUCUACACCGCUGGCUGUGGUCUGUACAUUUGCUGGCUGUGUCUGAGGGUGUCCACUGUCAUAGCUGGCUGGUACCUACAGGGCUGGACCAUCAUCAAGGCCAAGCUCAAACUCUGGGGGCUGCUGAUGAUCAAAUCUCUGAUGAUGGCUGUGGUCCUGUUAGUCAUCAUUCCUUUGUUGCUGGGAUUGCUCUUUGAUGUUAUCAUUGUAGCUCCUAUGAGAGUACCUUUAGAUCAGUCACCCAUCUUUUUCCCUUGGCAGGACUGGGCUUUAGGGGUACUUCACAUGAAAAUUCUAACAGCAGUUGUUAUGAUGGGCCCACAGUGGUGGCUGAAGCGGGCAAUAGAAAGGGUAUACAAUGAUGGUAUGAGGAACUUAAACAUGAGGUUCAUCAUGGUGGAAAUCUGCCUGCCUGUAUCCACCUGCUUGGGCUUGGCUUUAGCUGUUCCUUAUGUCAUUGCUUACAGCAUUGUUCCUGCUUUGGGUGUAAGUUUUGAAACCCAGACACUUGUUGUACGAAGAAUCUACCCAUUUGUCCUCAGCAUGAUUGUAUGCACUGCUAUGUUAAUGUUUCAAAUUCGCCAGUUCCGCAGACUUUAUAAUCAUAUUAAAGAUGACAAAUAUUUAGUUGGUCAGCGUCUAGUCAACUAUAUCCAUCAUGCAACAAGUCAGGACAAAAACCAUCAUGUGGACACAACAUCGUGAUGUGCUCCAAUGUUCAUUGGCUCUGUUGUAUGUGUGGUUGUGUGUGAGGUUGUGUGUGUGGUAGUGUACUGAAUGUGGACACAACAUCGUGAUGUGCUCCAAUGUUCAUUGGCUCUGUUGUAUGUGUGGUUGUGUGUGAGGUUGUGUGUGUGGUAGUGUACUGAAUGUGGACACAACAUCAUGAUGUGCUCCAAUGUUCAUUGGCUCUGUUGUGUGUGUGGUAGUGUGUGUGCGUGCUAAUGUAUUGAUUGCUUGAGUGUUAAUUUAGUGUACAAGUAAGAUCUUUAUGACUGUAUAUAAUAUAUAUAUAUAUAUCUUGACCUUUUAAGCUGAGUUCCUAGGGGUAUGUUGUGUACAUAACUUUGCUAUUUUUGCUGAAGUAAUUUGAAGUUCUAUUCCAGGUUUUCUGUUGGUUUAAACUUGUAGAUCUAUAUAUCUAUUUCUGCCACCAAAAAAAAAAAGCUUAUACUUAAUUACAAAUUUAUUUUAACAAAUGUUGCUGCUACAAUAUGUAAUUACUUUAUUAUCAAGACUAACUGAAGUUUGGUGGUGGAUGGUCUCAACAGACAGGAUUGACUGAACAGGGUGAAUUUCCUUGUCAGUAAGGGAAUAUCAUUACACCAAGUUGAUUCCUUUCUAAUUUUAACAUUUAAUAAAUAGUAAUUGGUUUUUUUUAAACUGAUGCUGGAAUUCUUUUUGCUAAAUAUGUUUGAACAAUUAUCACUGGGGUGCUAGUAUUAGCUCUCUAUUCCCACCCUGAUUUGGGGGGUGAAAUUAUUUGACUCAAAUCAAUAUAGGUGGUGGAGGUUUUUAAUUUAGUCUAAUAUGUUGUAGGUUAUGUUUAAUUUUAUUUAAGUGUUGCAAACAUGGGAUACAAUGGCUGUGCUAUUUUAGCCAGCAAGGUAAGCAUGCAAUAAUUCAGGUUGGAUUUUGAUGAAAUUUUACACCUUCUGGGAAGGUAAUGAGGAACAGUUUAUUCCAGAAAAAACCUGUGAAGAAUCUUGCCUCAGAUGUUAGCAUUUAAAGUUAGUUAAUGCACCUUUAAUGGGCUCAAAUUAUUUCUAGUAUAAGCUGAGAUCAUUUUUGCUAAUAUAAAACUAAGAUUAUAUCAGCUCGUACAGAGCUGAACCAUUUUACUGUGAAUGUGGUGAGAAUCAAAUGAUUUGUUGUAGUCUAGGCUGUGCUUCAGAAUGUAUAUAGAUUUUAAAAAUUUAAACCUUAAAAAAUCAACUUUAGAGUAUAAAAAUGUUUGUUUAUAAUUUUAAAUAAUAAGUGUCAGGGAGUCCUCUAAUUGCGAUAGAAUCAUAUUAGCAAGUUAUUUUUUUUGUCAGUAACAAUGUUAACACUUAAGUUCAAAUUUUAAUAACCCAAUAGUAUAUCUUGUUUGUUUAUUUAAAGAAAAUUAUCACAAAUAUUUUACUUUGGGUUUUAAUUUAUAUUUUUAUGUCAAAUAUUUAAAUGUAUUUGUUUUAAAGUGAUACAAAUGGUAUUAACCAGUUCUGAAUUUAUAACUUUUUAUGUUCCAUAAUGCGAGUUUUUCUUGUAAAGCACACAUAUAUGACUGUUUUAAAAUAUUAGACAUACUUCUUUUCAGUUCUGUUCUUUAGCUUUUUGUGUUUAGAAUAAGUAACCUUUUUUUCAGUUGAAUAAAUUCAAUAUUUUUAUAAUGGUAUAAAUACCAGUUUGUACCACACAUGAAAUUGAACAGUAAUUAGAUCAAGUGGCUGUAAACUGUAAUGUCUGUAUCUCAUAGAUGUUUUAUAAAAUAUUGGUUAAGCUAAUGAGAAUGGGACAAAAUUGUACUUGAGAUGUUUUAUAAAACAUUGAUCAGAAUGGGACAAAAUUGUACUUGAGAUGUUUUAUAAAACAUUGAUCAGAAUGGGACAAAAUUGUACUUGAGAUGUUUUAUAAAACAUUGAUCAGAAUGGGACAAAAUUGUACUUGAGAUGUUUUAUAAAACAUUGAUCAGAAUGGGACAAAAUUGUACUUGAGAUGUUUUAUAAAACAUUGAUCAGAAUGGGACAAAAUUGUACUUGAGAUGUUUUAUAAAACAUUGAUCAGAAUGGGACAAAAGUGUACUUGAGAUGUUUUAUAAAACAUUGAUCAGAAUGGGACAAAAUUGUACACUUGUUUUGCCAUCCUUUAGUUGUCCCCUCCCACGCCAGACACUGUCAAUUAAUUUGUCAAGAAAGAUUUUUUGUGUUUUCUGUUUUGUUCUUUAGCCUCAGCUAGACAAGCCAUCUUCAUCAAUUCCAGGAGCUGCAGAAUUCUUUACUGUGAUUGUAGAUACAUUCAUUUACAUAAUAUUUAUAACUUUAUUUGUAUGAAUGCUUUUUAAGCUAGAAAAAAGUGAAAAAGUAGUUUUUUUUAGUGAUGACUUUAUUUUACAUUUUGAUCUGCACUUUAACUUUAAAGACCAUUGUUACAAAUCUUGUGUUACUUUCCUUUCCAGCAAUUUUACUUCUUUCAUUCUCGCAUUUUUUAAGUUAUAAAAAAUGGAAGCAUUAAACAAACUAUAUUUAGUUUUUCCACCUCUCUUGUUUUUUCAAUUAGUGUUUUAUUCAGAACAGUCUAUAUAUGAUGUGUAUUCAGGGGUAAAAAUUUUCACCUGUCACAUAGCAGCGAUAAGUAGCACAAAUACAGCUAUCUUUAUAUGGUAAUGUUAUAUUUAAUGAGUGCUGUUCACUUUGAUUUUCCCUUUGCUUUAAACAUUGUUGUCUAAAUUGAACAGUUUUAACACUAUUGGUCUGUUAAAGAAAUGUACUGUAUGUUACUUAUGAGUAAAAUUAAAACAAUUUGAUGAUCCA